AUGAAAGGCACAUUCGUCAUUACUGGCGCCAAUGGGGGACUUGGUUCCAAUCUCGUCUCUCAAUUUCUCAGAUCCCCUUAUGCCAAAGACUACAAAGGCCUCUUCGCGGUCCGCAAUCCUGCCUCAGUGGACACCCUCAAGAAUGUUCUCGCCGGUUCAUCAAACGCAAACGAUCAUGAGAUAAUUGCCGUAGAUCUUAGCUCUCUUGCCAGCGUCCACACUGCCACCAACGAUCUAAAUCAGCGAGUAGCGUCUGGCUCGAUUCCUCGCAUUCUUGCUGUAGUCCUUAAUGCGGCUUUACAGCCACCGAUGACGGUCUGGAGGCUAUCUUCGCUGUCAACUACCUUUCACACUUCUUGUUUACCAACCUGCUACUCCAGAGCAUGGACCCAAUGGGCCGCAUUGUCAUUGUCUCCAGCUGGACUCAUCAUCCUUCCCAUUAUAUGA
Messenger RNA from Letharia columbiana, 447 nucleotides. RefSeq lists its product as uncharacterized. Gene Ontology annotation, cellular component: endoplasmic reticulum membrane; mitochondrial outer membrane; lipid droplet. The record is from RefSeq and is a predicted model, not a curated record. Gene Ontology annotation, molecular function: 3-beta-hydroxysteroid 3-dehydrogenase (NADP+) activity. Bases 1 to 447 code for a protein of 148 amino acids. The transcript is spliced from 3 exons. Lineage: Eukaryota; Fungi; Ascomycota; Lecanoromycetes; Lecanorales; Parmeliaceae.